AUUUUCCAAGUAAAUAGGAAAAUUCCUCACCCGAUAAAGCAUAUGCUUUCUCCAACCAGGCGCAGAUUCCCUUCCUUCCUUGCACGGAUACGAAACAAAAACGCAUCUCUUUUUUAAUUUCCUCCCUUUCUCAUUGGCGCGUUCACUGCGGAAUUGCAAAUCCAAUUCAAAUUAUAGGGUUUAGACAAACUCCCAAAAUCUCUAACAGCAAUGGAAUCGAUACAGAGCCGAGUAGAAUCAUGGAUCAGGGACCAGAGAGCUAAGAUCCUCAAGGUGUCUUGGGCCCCACUGCAGUGGAGAAUGAGGUGGCCGCCUUGGUUUCACAGCGACAGAGAACAUAGGAAGAAGAUUCAACAAGAAUACGAGCGCCGGAGGAAGCAGCUUAACGAUCUCUGUCUCGCCGUCAAGGCCGAUUCCGUCUCCGACUUGCAGGAAAUUCUCUGUUGCAUGGUCCUCUCCGAGUGUGUAUAUAAGAGACCUGCUAAUGAGAUGGUUCGGGCUUUGAACAAAUUUAAGGCUGACUUUGGAGGACAAGUUGUUUCUCUGGAGCGUGUGCAACCCUCUUCAGAUCAUGUUCCUCACAGGUACCUAUUAGCAGAAGCAGGUGACACUUUGUUUGCUUCCUUUAUUGGGACAAAACAGUACAAGGAUGUUGUGACCGAUGUAAAUAUACUACAAGGUGCUAUAUUUCAUGAGGAUUCCAUGGAGGAUGCUGCCCAGAUGGAAGCCUGUGAAUCUGUGCAAGGUGAAACUCUAAAGGGAAAUGGGGAAAGUCAAUGGAAUCCUCUUGAAUCAAAGCCUAAACAUCUGAAAGAUCAGCCAAAGCCUGCCGCUCAUCGAGGUUUCUUGGCUCGUGCUAAAGGCAUACCUUCUUUAGAGUUGUACAGGCUUGCUCAGAAGAAGAAUCGAAAACUUGUAUUGUGUGGGCAUUCACUUGGUGGGGCAGUGGCAGCAUUAGCUACUCUUGCCAUCCUGAGGGUUGUUGCUGCAUCCUCUCCAUCAAAAGAAGAUGAAAAGAUUCAGGUUAAAUGUAUAACAUUUUCCCAACCACCAGUUGGGAAUGCUGCUUUAAGAGACUACGUCCAUGAAAAAGGCUGGCAGCAUUAUUUUAAGAGUUACUGCAUUCCUGAAGAUUUGGUGCCCCGUAUCCUUUCUCCUGCUUAUUUUCAUCACUAUAAUGCUCAACCUUUGUCAAUGAAUACUGAGGUUGAAACUACCAGUCAAUCAGUGUCAAAACAUGAGCAAUGGAUAGAAAAAUCAAGGGCACAGAAGCCAAAGGAGAAUGAGGGGGAGCGACUGGUUCUGGGUUUAGGCCCUGUGCAGACUUCUUUUUGGAGACUUUCGAGGCUUGUUCCUUUGGAGGGAAUUAGAAGGCAAUUCAAUAAGUACACAGGAAAACAAGUUGGUCCCAUAGGGACAUCAGUGACAACUAAUUCUGGUGUAACAUCUACAAUUGAGGAUGUAGUUGCACCUCAGUCUCUCGAAAUCCAAGAGGGUUCUGAUGGCAUAUCUCUUAAACCAUUAUCUGACACUAAUAAUGGGCCACCAGAGGAAUCAAUGACUGGAAAAGUAGGCGAAAAAGGAAAUGAUAGAAGUGGAGAUAGAAGAAACUGGCAUGGGGUACCUUAUUUACCUUCAUAUGUCCCAUUUGGUCAGCUGUAUCUAGUGGGAAAUUCUUCAGUGGAAUUACUAUCUGGUGCAGAGUACUCAAAAUUAACAUCGGUCAGAUCUGUGAUUGCUGAACUAAGGGAACGAUUUCAAUCACAUUCAAUGAGAUCUUAUCGGUUUCGAUUUCAGAGAAUCUAUGACAUGUGCAUGGGUGAUGCUGCUUCAUCUUUUCCCGGAAUGGAGCAAGUGCCUCAGUUUGUGCAUUUGCAACAGUGGCUUGGGCUUGCAGUUGCAGGUGCUGUAAAGCUUGCUCAAAUUGUAGAAUUGCCAGUUAUUCGCACAGCCACUUCAGUUGUCCCUCUAGGGUGGAAUGGUGUUCCUGGUGAGAAGAAUGGAGAACCCUUAAAAGUUGAUAUUAUCGGUUUUGGUUUGCACCUUUGUAACUUGGUCCAUGCUCAAGUCAAUGGUAACUGGUGUGCAACUACAGUGGAGUCAUUUCCUCCUGCACCCAGCUAUUCUUCAAACCAUGAAGUACAGCCAGAACUACAAAAGAUGAGGGUUUUAGUUGGAGCUCCUCUGAGACGACCACCAAAACAACCUAUAGUGGCAGAUUCAUUGACGCCUGUUUUUCCUUCUAUUGAUUCAGAUGCUGAUAAUCUCAAUGAAGGACAUAGUUUAGGGCAUCAGGAGAAAUUGCUCUGCCCUGAAGGUUUGACUGAUUUUUGCAUUUAUUGUACAAGUGAUUUUGCUACUGUCUCUAAGGAGGUCCAUGUCAGAACUCGUAGGGUGCGGUUACUCGGACUUGAGGGUGCUGGUAAAACUUCUCUUUUCAAGGCAAUUAUGGGUCAAAGCAGACUAACCACCAUUGCCAAUUUUGAGAAUAUGCACAUAGAGGCUGAUGUCCAAGAAGGUAUUGCUGGUGGUGUAUGCUACAUUGAUUCAGCUGGGAUAAAUUUGCAGGACCUAAAUAUGGAGGCCUCUCAUUUUAGGGAUGAACUAUGGAUGGGAAUUCGUGACCUCAGUAGGAAAACAGAUUUGAUUAUUCUGGUGCAUAACAUGUCGCAUAAGAUUCCUCGAAGCAGUAGCCAAAAUGCAUCAUCUCAACAGCCAGUACUUUCACUUCUUUUAGAUGAGGCUAAAGCUCUUGGAAUUCCUUGGGUUCUUGCUGUAACAAACAAAUUUUCUGUCAGUGCACACCAGCAAAAAGCAGCAAUUGAUGCUGUUUUGCAGGCAUAUCAAGCAUCUGUAAGCACCGCAGAAGUUGUGAAUUCCUGUCCUUACGUAAUCCACACUGCUGUUGCCAGUGCUUCUUUGUCGCUGGCUGCUGCAGAGAGAGAUUCUGGUGGAAGGAUUGGUGGUGAAAAGCUUAUUUUUGCUCCAAUUAAUCUUGUUCGGAGGCCAUUUCAAAGAAGAGACACCAUUUUUCCCGUUGAGGGUGUGAAUUCACUUUGUCAGCUUGUCCACCGCGUGCUGCGGAGUCAUGAAGAGGCCUCGUUACAGGAACUAGCUAGAGAUAGACUUUUGGCAGAACUGACACGGGAGCGAGCAAUGGCAACAGAUGCAAGACGAGAGUCUCAAGCCAAGGCAUCUUCCUUGACAGCUGCUGCUGUGGGUGCUUCCCUUGGGGCUGGUGUUGGCCUUGUCUUGGCUGUUGUCAUGGGUGCUGCAUCUGCUUUACGGAAGCCCUAAGCAAAUAUAGAUCUUCUGAAAAUGGAAGUUCCAUAGCUGGUGUAAAUUGUAUUUUCUCAUUGGUUAGAUGUAGCGUCAAUAGCAGCAGACUUGCCAUUUGUUUAUUCUAUUGUAUUCAUGUAAAACCAUUAGAGUCCUUAGAGUUCUGCUUGCUUGAACUUCUCAUCCUUAGACAAACAGUGUAACACCCGAAUCUCAUCACCGAUUAUCAAGAAACAGUAAAUCGAGAGGAAUGCAUUCAUUAAA
Hevea brasiliensis (rubber tree) is the source of this 3543-nucleotide messenger RNA. RefSeq lists its product as uncharacterized. The coding region runs from base 211 to 3297 and encodes 1028 amino acids. The transcript has 14 exons. The record is from RefSeq and is a predicted model, not a curated record. NCBI's taxonomy places the organism in Eukaryota, Viridiplantae, Streptophyta, Magnoliopsida, Malpighiales, Euphorbiaceae. Gene Ontology annotation, biological process: lipid metabolic process.